Molecule: messenger RNA, 4408 nt
Organism: Myxocyprinus asiaticus (Chinese sucker)
Lineage: Eukaryota; Metazoa; Chordata; Actinopteri; Cypriniformes; Catostomidae
Product: protein kinase C eta type-like
Exons: 14
Coding region: 213-2318 (701 amino acids)
Biological process (GO): intracellular signal transduction; peptidyl-serine phosphorylation
Molecular function (GO): ATP binding; diacylglycerol-dependent serine/threonine kinase activity
Source: RefSeq, a predicted model, not a curated record
AGAGAGAGAGAGAGAGAGAGAGAGAGAGAGAGAGAGAGAGAGAGAGCGCGAGCGAGAGCACCUGCGAACUGCAGCGAAGCGCAUCGCGAUGCAUAGAUGCAGACGCUUUGUACCUGAUGUGAAUUUGCGCGUUUUAUUUUUCUCCAUUACAAUGUCCUAUAUUAAUUAAGUUAGUCAGGCUUGGAUUUGUUUGGCUGGACUUUAAAGAUAAGAUGAAGUUUAACGGUUAUCUGAAGUUGCGCAUCGGCGAGGCGGUGGACCUGAAACCCACGACCACCUCGAUGCGCCACGCCGUGAUGUUCAACAAAUCGAGCCAAACUCUAGACCCGUACAUCGUAGUGAAAGUGGACGAGUAUAAGAUCGGACAGACAAACACUAAGCAGAAAACUAACAUGCCCACUUAUAACGAGGAGUUCUCCGUUAAUGUGAACGACGGAAAGCACGUAGAGUUAGCUGUUUUUCAUGACGCACCGAUCGGGUACGACGACUUCGUGGCCAACUGCACCAUCCAGUUUGAUGAUCUGAUGAAAAGUACAAACACAGAGGAGUCCUUUGAAGGAUGGGUUGACCUUGAACCUGAGGGUAAGGUUUACAUCCUUGUUACUCUCACAGGUUCAUUUACAGAUGAUGAUGCUGCAGGAAGCACUCGCCCCUAUAAGGAAUUCAAUCGAAAGCGGCAACAGGCAGUACGAAGGAGAAUCCACCAAGUCAAUGGACACAAGUUCAUGUCCACUUUCCUAAAACAACCGACAUUCUGUUUCCACUGCAAAGAGUUCAUAUGGGGUGUAUUUGGGAAACAAGGAUACCAAUGUCAAGUGUGCACCUGUGUGGUACACAAGCGAUGUCAUCAGUUUGUGGUUACAGUGUGUCCACGCAUGAAGAAACCGGCAAAGGAACAGACUACAAAUCAGGGUUUCAGCAUAAACAUUCCACAUAAGUUCAGCAUCCACAAUUAUAAGGUUCCUACCUUCUGUGACCACUGUGGCUCUUUGCUGUGGGGCCUCGUACGGCAGGGACUACACUGCAAAAUUUGUAAGAUGAAUGUCCAUAUCCGCUGUAAGGGAAAUGUUGCACCGAACUGUGGAGUCAACAAUGUAGAACUGGCCAAUAAACUGGCAGAAAUGGGCCUCGAACCAGGAGGAAUGACCAAACGCAACACACUGGGUCCUGCAGGUCUGGACUUUCAUUCCCGAACACUGAGUGUAAGAGGAGAUCGAGGUGAAUCUAAACAAGAGCCGAGUCGAAAGCUGGGAAUCUCUAACUUCACGCUCCUGCAGGUGUUGGGAAAAGGCAGUUUCGGCAAGGUGAUGCUGGUCCGGUUAAACUGUUCUGAUUGGGUGUUUGCAGUGAAGGUAUUGAAGAAAGACAUCAUUCUUCAGGAUGAUGAUGUGGAGUGCACUAUGACAGAAAAACGAGUGUUAUCCCUCGCAUCUUCUCAUCCUUACCUCACUCAGCUCUACUGCUGCUUCCAGACACCGGAGCGUCUGUUUUUUGUGAUGGAAUUUGUGAAUGGAGGUGAUCUGAUGUUUCAUAUUCAGAAAUCCAGGAAGUUUGAGGAAAACAGAGCAAGAUUUUACACUGCGGAAAUUACAUCUGCACUCAUAUUCCUCCACAGCAAGGGAAUUGUCUACAGGGAUCUGAAGUUGGAUAACGUUCUGCUGGAUAAGGAUGGCCAUUGUAAACUGGCUGACUUUGGCAUGUGUAAGGAGGGAAUGUUUGAAGGUGUUGUCACGGGAACCUUCUGUGGAACCCCAGAUUACAUUGCUCCUGAGAUCCUUCAGGAGAUGCUGUAUGGGCCUUCGGUUGAUUGGUGGGCUCUCGGUGUGCUUCUGUAUGAGAUGCUAUCUGGCCACGCCCCCUUUGAGGCAGAAAAUGAGGAUGACCUUUUUGAGUCCAUCCUGAACGAAGAGAUCAUCUACGCGUCCUGGCUCAGCGCCAAUGCUAUUGACAUACUCAAAGCGUUUCUGAUGAAGAAUCCAUCUCGGCGUCUGGGUUGUGUGGUUGCAGACGGCGGAGAGAGUGCUGUUACUUGUCACCCAUUUUUCACUGGCAUUGACUGGGACAAACUUAACCGUCGGGAGCUAGAACCACCUUUCAAGCCCAGAAUUAAAACUGCAGAAGAUGUGAAUAACUUUGAUCCAGACUUCACCCAAGAGGAUCCCACUCUUACGCCUAUUGAUGACUGCCUCAUCCCCUCCAUCAGUCAGGACGAGUUCCGUGACUUCUCUUUCACCUCUCCUGAACUCUUGAAAGUGGUUUCUGAGACAGAGGGUAGAGGUGAAGAAACAUGCGAUGUCAUGGAACCAAACAAAUUGUGAUUGGAAACUUUUGGACGUUCUAAAAGAACAUGUAGGUACUGGCUUAUUGAAACAGGUUAUAGACUUGAAGUCCACUUCAGUGGUCUUGUCUGAGAAAACUAUGUUUUUUGGUCUGUGCCUAAACUGUAAGACUGUUAAGGCCAACGCUACUGCUUUAACAUGACAGUGUAAUUGUAUGUCAAUGUAUCUUUUGGUCAGAAGCAUCAUGAAGGAUGCAUUGUGAUCUCUAUGAGAGACUUUAUGUGCACUCUACACCAGAAGACACCAGUUUACAACUCUGUCCUUAAACAGUGGUGCUUAGCACAGCACCAUUGGAGAGCUGAUCAUAAACUGCUCUGCUCUAAAUUUCACUGAUCUUUUUGAUUUGCCCCAAGUGUUCAUUUCCAAAGGUUUAGAAGACUUGAUCUCUCUGCACUUGCUGAGUUUAACACAGCCAAAUUUGGAGCAACAGUGUCACUAUUUCAGUUUGCAUUGUUCUGCUGUCCUUCAACAUGGAAAAUUACACUCAGAAGAAUGUAUGAAUGGAAACUCUAGUUAUGUCUAAUUAUGUACACAUUUUUGUGUUACUCUGGGCCAUUUAUUGUUUUGUCUCUGUUUGUUUGGUAUUACAUUUCAGGCCAUAAUUUUAUUCAUGAUUUAGCCCCAAGUAUCUGUAGAUGUUUUUAUUGUUGAUAAAGGUUGCAGUAUUUGAGUGCUCUGCAUGUGACCUUCUGUGUCUGUGACUCCAUUAAAAUCCCUCGCUCCUGAGCUGAGGGGUUAAAAGGCUAAUACACUCAGAUGAGACUCUGACCCGUUUAAUUUUUUUUUUAAAUAAGGCCAGCGAUUCUUCCAUCUCAUCCUCAUAAUUCUUUACAGUCGCUUAUUUGGACUUUCUCAGUCCAGGCAGAGCAAAAUAUCUGUUGGUGUUUGUUUCCAUGUCAGUACAUACUGGUCACCAAUUUCCAGUAAUUACUUUUUGUGCAGUAGUUUCACAAUGUCUAUAAGGGCCAAAUUGGAAAGAGAGCAAGAGAGACAUUGUGUGCAGCCCCUAUCAAACUUUUCAAUGUACAAUACAGCCAGUGGCAUAACUAGAGGGAGGGCAGGGUGGGCAGCUGCCCAAGGACCCAGGAUGAGAGGGGGCCCGUAACGGUUGACCAAAAGAAACCAUAAAAAUGACUGUGGGCCAGAAGGAUGAUGAAAAAUGAUCAAGGUCCCCCAAGGAGGGACCCAACAGUUUCUUUGCACUAGGGCCUGCAAGAUCCAAGUUACGCCACUAAUACAGCACAUUUUCCAUUUAUGGUAGUGACUCAUCCUACAGUAAUUUCAUAGGGAAAUAGGGUUUUGUAUCCACUUAUGUUUUGUCAAAUAGCCAACUGUGGCUCUGGGGAAAAUUGGCCACAAUCUGUUGCCAUGUCACCAUUCUCGCGUUACUCCAAAUAUUAUUAUUAUGAUAAGAAACUAAACUCUGAACAGUAAUAAGGAUCAUUUGGAAUCCCCAUUAAGCUUAGAAAGGAUCAAAGCCACUCUCAUCCAGAAACAUCAAUAACGUAAGAACACUUUUAAAAGUACGUUCCCCAACUCUGCAAAUUAUUAAAUAGAACAAAUGUUUUAUCAGACUCGCAUUACUACACAAAGCCAUUUCUAACUCAAAAUGUUGACUAUUUCGAGACAAAAUCAAAUAUGCUAUGUAUUAGGGAUAUUUAAACUAAUAUGAUGGAUGAAAUAGACCAUGGAAAUUGUACAACUCAGUCUGUUGCAUAUUUGUAGUGCAACCUCUGUGUGUUACCUGUAAAGCUGGCACUUGCAUUUCAAUGGCAAAAAAGUCAGAAAAUGCAAUGAAGAACACAAGUGAGGGGAGUCUCUAUUCACCUAUUAUCCAUACUAAAUAUAAUGUGAAAAGAACAACGUGUCAGCUGAAGGAGAGUUUGUCAUAAAAAUGUUGAUCUUAACUUUUGGGAAGUAGAAUACACCUGGACACAGCAGGAGGACUGAAAAGUGUGAAGUGUAGCAGAAUAAAAAUAAAUUUCUAAUGGUAUCUGAUCUUUUCUGUUUUUAUUUUCUGUUUAAUUUUAUGGGCAUUAUUAAAUGUUUUAAUAUUACCAUUUAUUAAA